Messenger RNA from Trichobilharzia szidati, 4281 nucleotides. The record is from the annotation of a GenBank genome assembly. NCBI's taxonomy places the organism in Eukaryota, Metazoa, Platyhelminthes, Trematoda, Strigeidida, Schistosomatidae.
AUGAACUGCGAAAAACAGUCUAAUCCGAAAAAUAAUACUCACAACUUAUCAGGCCUGACACUCAACCUGUCUCAAGCAUCGUUGCCGAUCGGUCCAACACUUGUUCCACAGAUUAUUUCACCUGUCAAGUCUGAAGAAUUAGCCUCAUUUGUUGGAGAGAAUGAAAAUCAAGCAAAAGGAUUUGUCUCAGGCUAUGGUGAAAGGUUACCUGGUGUGAAUUUGAUGUCUUCAGACAAUGUUCAUACGGAAGACACGAAGUCCCCCCCUCUUGCCUUACCCAAACCCUCGGGUCCUAUGGCAGUCAAAUCGGGUCAACGACCUCGUUAUGUCUUACCACCAGAUAUCAGCACUGUUACUUCUAGAACUUCAACAGCAACAAACAUUCCCCACAUGCCAUGCAAUCCAUUUCCACCUAUACCUCCAGCUCCCGAACCGAAUCAAAUGUCUUCCCUGUUAAUUCCAAGCAAUCCAUCAGAUGAUAUAAAAACUGCUUAUACUUCUUUGCCAUCGGGAACAGACCAGGUUACACAAUCUUAUUCUCAAGUAGCUAAUCCAACAUCAAUAAUAUCGUCUUCCAUGCCGACAGCCGCAUAUCAUCCAGUUGGAGGAUAUUGGUUCUACUCUACAAUCUUUGAUAAUAUAUCUAUAUGGUGGCCAUUCUCACGUCAUGAUUCUUAUCAAAUCGAAACAGAAUUCUUUCGUUCUUAUUGUUUAUCGUCUACAUCAAAUGCUGAUGAUUUGUCUUCUACAUCUGGAACGAAUGAAAAUCAAGAAAUAAUUGUUCAAGUUGAUGGAGGUCGGUAUGAUGUUUACGUGAAGAAAAGGGAACGACGAUCAGUUUAUUGGGAAGAACAGCCAAGUGAAGUUCGAAGAGCUACAUGGUUUUAUAAACCUCAGGGUGAAUCACGUGUAUUGCCUUUUUCCGAGCGCAUAUGUGAUCUAUUGGAAGCUCAGUAUAAACUGAGUGUAGAACAAGGUCAAUGGGGUAAACGUUUUGAACUGCCAUCAGAAGAUAGACGCGGUGGUAAUGAUGUAUUUAUUUUCUAUAGUCCACAAUCAAUGAUACAGUACUUAGCAUGGCCUUAUGACUUUACUUCAACUAAUUCAGAGAGUCGUGUUGUCGCCAGCUCUUCUUCACCCUUAAUUCAAUUAAAUCAAAGUCAGUUAUCACAAGAGGUGAAUUUAACCGGUCAAGUAUUUGAAGGCCGUCUUUGUCACAUACAUCGGGGUUUAACUGAACACUUAAUGGAGCAGAUUGAUGAAGGUGAUUAUAAGCCAAUUGAUCAAUUAUUUUUUAUUGUACAUGGUAUUGGUUCAAUGUACAAUGUAAAAGGACAAGGUUUAAUUGAAUGUGUCAAUGAUAUGAGGCGUACAGCAAAACAGUUGAGUCAAUCACACUUCCCACAUCAUCCAUAUCGUGUAGAAUUUUUGCCUAUUCUGUGGCAUGAUGAAUUACACUCAGAUACUGUUACUGGGUUAGAUAAACAGUUGGAACAAAUCACAUUGGGUAGUAUACCGAAACUACGACAGUUUACAAAUGAUACACUGAUGGAUAUAUUGUUUUACACAAGCUCUAAAUACUCGCAGCUGAUUGUUAAUACAGUGGCAAGAGAGAUUACACGAUUACGUAAUCUGUUUCUGUUGCGUAACCCGAAAUUCUCGGGUAAUAUAUCUAUUAUUGGUCAUAGUUUAGGUGCUGUUAUAUCAUUCGAUUUAUUAUGUCAUCAAAAUAUUUACAAUCCAUCCUGUACUGCAACAGCCGGGCAAUUAUCAUCAAUUUCAUUAUCUGAAACAUACGAUAGUACUGUGGAUAGUAAUGUUGUCACUACACAUAGCACCGAUACACAGUCUACAACAAUGGGUGAAGUAGAUUAUGUUGACGAAUUACUUAGUGAUGUGUUAGUAAAAGCCAACCUGACAACAGGUAUAACUUCAUCCACCUCUGGAACAACAUAUACUACUACUGCCAGCACUAGUAGUAGUAGUAGUAGUACUAAAACUACAAAUAUUUUCGUUACUUCCAGUAACAGUAGUAAGAAUUCAAGCAAUUUUAACAAUUCUACAGCUGUCUUCUCAAUGUCGUCAACUUGUCCAGUGAAAGAUGAUAAUACCUUCUCAUUAAAUACACCGAUAAAUGAAGAGAAUAAAAGUGAACAUAGCAGUACAUCUGGUCAAAAUGAUAUGGAUGGAUGGUCUAUAGUUGACUAUAAUCAAAAUAAUAAUAAUAACAAAGGUCAUACUAAAAGAAAGACAAACAGUGACAUUGAUUCUGUUAAAUGCCAGUUGGAUUCAAUGUUAAAUUUAUCAUCAAAUAAUGCUGAUAAUAAUAAUCUCAGUCAUCUGAGUCAGUUAUUACUACAGAAUGGAUUAAAUGUUGACCAAAUACACAAUAUUAUACAUUCAUUGAUCAAAUUGGAUAAAGCUAAUAAGAAUAAAACAACAAUAACAACAACAACAACAGAUGAGAAUUCAUCUACAAUUACAUCAUCAAAUGAUCCAGCUUGUCAUUUAUCAACGACAGAUAUAACUGAUGUCGGUGCUAUUACAUCACACUCAACACUGACAUCAUUUUGGUUAGAGAAUCAUCGUUUCUGUUUAAGCCAAGCCAAUAAUAAUAAUAGUAAUGCGAAUUAUGUUACAGCUGGAUUUGGUAUUGCUUUACCGAAUUAUCCACAAUUAGGCUUUAAUAUUUCUGGUUUGUAUACACUUGGUUCACCGAUACCAUUGUUUUUAACUGCACGUGGGAUAAGAACAUUGAGUAGAGAAUUUCGUCUACCUACAUGUUCAACAUUCUAUAAUAUAUUUCAUCCAUUCGACCCAGUUGCUUAUCGGAUGGAAAUGUUAAUUGAUUCAGAGUUCCAACAAAAAGCUAUUCUCAUCCCUCAUCAUAAAGGUCGUAAACGUAUACACUUACAGUUGAAAGAUAAUUUAGCCUGGGUCGGUUCCGAGUUAAAAAGUAAGCUGUACAAUUCAGUUCAGUCAACUUGGCGUAGUCUACAUGAAUUUGCUUUAGCUCAUAGAUUUAUUGGUACAUCAAGUGAAUCGUCAACUGGUGAUUGUUACCCGCCUAGAUCUGAGUCGUCUACUGCAUAUGGUGAUAGUCUACGCAGUGGUGUUGGUGAUGAAGUUGAUGGUGAGUCAGAAGAUUCAGGUGCUUGUGAAGAUGGCUCAACUACUUAUCGUAAUUUAAUUGAUCAAGAUGUAACUUUUAAUAGUCAACUUAAUCAAGGCAGACGUAUGGAUUAUGUCUUGCAGGAGGCUCCAUUAGAAAGUUUCAAUGAAUAUCUUUUUGCACUGACAAGUCAUGCAGCUUACUGGGAUUCAAUAGAUACUGUAUUAUUCAUACUAACCGAAGCCUAUUCUGAACAGGGUAUAAUGCCUAUAAUGCCAGGUCAGAAGAGUAUCCCUCAAAAUACAAUUCGUGUAGGAGCAUUGUCCCCUCCACCCCCGCCCCCUCCUCCUGCUUCUACGCGGUCAUCGCCUCCUGUUCAUUCGGUUGCUGCAUCAGCUGUAUGUAGAAAUAUAAAUCCUGAUGAAAUGCCUUCGCCUUCACAGUUUGAUCAUACAGCACCGUUGAAUACCUUCAAUCAAAUUAAUGCUGCAAUGUGGACAAGUGUUUCGGAAACUAUCACCACUGAUAGUCCUUCAUGUAUUGCUAAGAAUCCAGCACAAAUAUCAUCAUCAUAUUUCUUGCCAUCCCCAGUCACCACCACCACUGCUGCUGCCGAUACUACUACCGUAGCUGUUAAUGAGGGUACUAGCAGUUCUUACUUCCAACCAUCAGUCGGACAUCAGUAUCUCUCUACAGAUUUGCUAUCAACAAUUGAUAAUUCAACUCAAAAGUAUUCCGCUCCCCAAGCGUACAGUUGUAAUCCUCCAGAAUCCUCGAAUAAAAGUGGCAAUUCAACUCAAGUACGUCGACAGUAUCCGAGUGUUCCAACCUAUGCUCAUCAUAAACCAACUUCAAUGGUCUAUCCACCUGCUACUACUCCUCCUAAUCUCAGUUUUAAUCCAACUGCAAUGCAAUAUCCUGCAGUAGUGCCAACAACUGAAAUAGUAUAUCAUCCAACAUCCUCAGGGCAACUGGUAGCCUCUAGUAUUUGUGAUACAACAUACACUCCUUGCACGAAUAUUUCUGGUUUGGGAGGUACAAAUUUACAAUCAACAGCAUAUGCUGCAGCAACGACUGUACCGUCUUUCCAAAUGCCACCAUUACCUCCACCACCACCUCAUGGACUUUUACAGCCACCAUCUUUUGGUCACCCUAAUUAUUAUCAUUAA